Lottia gigantea (owl limpet) is the source of this 2184-nucleotide messenger RNA. RefSeq lists its product as hypothetical. Gene Ontology annotation, biological process: fatty acid beta-oxidation. Gene Ontology annotation, molecular function: long-chain (3S)-3-hydroxyacyl-CoA dehydrogenase (NAD+) activity; enoyl-CoA hydratase activity; NAD+ binding. NCBI's taxonomy places the organism in Eukaryota, Metazoa, Mollusca, Gastropoda, Lottiidae. The annotation marks the transcript as partial. The record is from RefSeq and is a predicted model, not a curated record. The transcript has 18 exons. Gene Ontology annotation, cellular component: mitochondrial fatty acid beta-oxidation multienzyme complex; mitochondrion.
GUGCAGUAUGAGAAAGUUGAUAAUGUGGCUGUGGUACGAUUCAAUGAUCCUAACAGUAAGCAAAAUUCCCUCUCUAAGAAGAUGCAGGAAGAUUUUGUGAGUGUUUUUAACGAAGUGAAACAGAGACAAGACAUAGAUAAAAUAGUUUUAAUAUCGGCCAAACCUUCGUCUUUUAUAGCUGGCGCAGAUAUAGGAAUGUUGGAAGCGUGUACAACGAAAGAUGAAAUGUACAAUAUCUCGAUGGGUGGACAGAAAAUAUUCAAUGAAUUAGAACAAUCUGAGAAACCUGUUGUAGCAGCCAUCAUGGGAGCUUGUCUUGGUGGUGGGUUUGAGCUGGCCAUGGCGUGUCACUAUAGAAUAGCAGUCAAUAACAAGAAGACAAGUGUUGGUCUACCAGAAGUUAUGUUAGGAUUACUCCCUGGGGCAGGGGGAACCUACAGACUACCUAAAUUAACGUUUUUCCCCAAUGCCAUGGAGAUGAUGUUGACAGGUAAAAUGAUAAAAGGUAAUAAGAUGAAGAAGAUGGGACUCGUGGACCUACUGGUAGAUGAAAUUGGACCAGGACUAGUUGACGGAGAAACUAACACCAUGAAAUAUCUAGAAAGUAUUGCUAUACAGAAAGCAAAAACGUUAAAUGUGAAAGAUAUCAAAGAUGAGAGAGUUAAAAAAGUUUCUUUUAAACAAAAAGUUUUAGAUUUUGUGUUGGGAAUUGAAUUCGCCAAGACUCAAGUAUUUAAUAAACUAAAACAACAAGUGAUCAAACAGAGUGGCGGACAUUAUCCUGCUCCCCUCAAGAUUAUAGAGACAGUGAAAGCAGAGUUAGAACAAGGUGCAUUAAAUAAAGAUGGUAUUAGUGAAGUCGAGGCCAAUAAUUUUGCUGAAUUGGGAAUGACUCUACAUUCUAAAGCUUUAAUUGGUUUGUUCCAUGGUCAGAAUGCUUGUAAGAAAAAUCCUUUUGGUGUCCCCAAGAAGAAGGUAGAAACCCUAUCUAUCCUGGGCGCGGGAUUAAUGGGAGCAGGUAUUGCCCAGGUGUCUAUUGAUAAAGGAAUGAGGGUGAUAAUGAAGGAUAUGUCAGUGAAGGGGCUGGCUAGAGGUGAAGAUCAGGUACAGAAAGGAUUUGAUAAACAGGCGAAACGAAAGAAGAUUACCACAGCCGAGCGAGAUCUGAUUAUGAGUAACCUAGAGCCAACGUUGGACUAUAACAAUUUUAAAUCAUGUGAUAUGGUAAUAGAAGCUGUAUUUGAAGAUAUUAAUAUCAAACAUAAAGUUAUUAAAGAAGUGGAAAAACAUAUACCAGAGCAUUGCGUAUUUGCAUCAAACACCUCGGCCUUGCCGAUAUCCCAGAUAGCUACUGCUAGCGCCAGACCAGAGAAAGUUAUCGGCAUGCAUUAUUUCUCACCUGUUGAUAAGAUGCAGCUGUUAGAAAUUAUCACUACAGAUAAAACAUCUAAAGACACUACAGCCUCUGCUGUAGAUGUAGGGUUAAGACAAGGUAAAGUUGUUAUCACUGUAAAAGAUGGUCCUGGUUUUUAUACCACUAGAAUCCUGGCACCUAUGUUAGCUGAAGCAGUCAGAUUAUUACAGGAAGGUGUGCCCCCAAGUAAAUUAGAUUCUCUAACCAAGAAAUUUGGGUUCCCUGUGGGUCUAGCCACACUAGCUGAUGAAGUGGGUAUUGAUGUAGCAGCCCAUGUGGCAGAAGAUCUGGGAAAAGCUUUUGGUGACAGAUUUGGUGGAGGCAAUGUACAAGUAUUGAAAGAAAUGGUAGAGCUGGGAUAUUUGGGUCGUAAGUCCGGUAAAGGAAUGUAUAUCCACACUCCUGGUUCCAAAGUGAAGGAAGAAAAUGAAGAAGGAUUGAAAUUAUUAGAAAAAUAUAAACUUCCUGAACAUAAUUCUGAUGAAGAUAUCCAGUACAGAUUAUUUUCACGAUUUGUUAACGAGGCUAUCAUGUGUCUACAGGACGGUAUUCUCUCUAAUCCUCUGGAUGGAGAUAUAGGAGCUGUUUUUGGUCUUGGAUUCCCUCCAUUUUUAGGCGGUCCAUUUAGAUAUAUAGAUUUACACGGAGCAGUAAAUAUAGUCGAUAAAAUGAAGCGUUACGAAGAAAUUUACGGAAAUCAGUUUACACCUUGUCAGUUAUUACUUGAUCACGUCAACAAUCCUUCCAAAAAAUUCCACGUUAAAAAGUGA